GUCCAGCAGCAGGAAGCAGAGAGAAGAUGGGAAGAAAUCCAGGCUUAUCUCAGGAAAAGAACAGCAGAACACGAAGCAGCGCAACAAGAUGUGCAGAACAAGCUUGUGGCCAAAGACAAUGAAAUCCAGAGCUUGCACAGUAAACUUACUGAUACAAUGGUGUCAAAACAGCAGCUGGAGCAGAGGAUGUUGCAGUUAAUGGAGGCUGAGCAAAAGAGAGCUACUGCGGAGGACUCCAUGCAAAUGCAGGUGCAGGAGCUGAUAGAGCAGAAUGAUGCUUUGAAUGCUCAGCUUCAGAAGUUUCAUUCACAAAUGGCAGCCCAGACGUCAGCUUCAGUCCUGGCAGAAGAACUACACAAAGUGAUUGCAGAAAAGGACAAACAGAUAAAGCAGAUGGAGGACUCGUUAGGCAAUGAACAUGCCAACUUAACCAGCAAAGAGGAAGAGCUCAAGGUCUUACAGAAUAUGAACCUAUCACUGAAAUCAGAAGUACAGAAGUUACAGGCUCUGACAAAUGAACAGGCGGCUGCUGCACAUGAGCUGGAAAGGAUGCAGAAAAGCAUUCACAUCAAAGAUGACAAAAUAAGAACUCUUGAAGAUCAGCUUCGGGAAGAACUUGCUCAGAUUUCAAACACAAAAGAAGAAUUCAAGAUUCUCAAGGAUCAAAACGCAACUCUGCAAGCUGAAGUUCAGAAGCUGCAGACUCUCCUGUCUGAGCAGGCAAACAAAGACUUGUUAGAGCAGAUGGAAAGAAGAAUGAGAGAGAGGGAUGAUAAAAUCAAGACUGUUGAAGAGCUGCUUGAGGCAGGACUCAUACAGGUGGCUAAUAAAGAGGAGGAGCUGAAGGCGCUGCAAACGGAAAAUUCAUCUUUGAGAAAAGAACUUCAAAGUCUGCAAAUUCAGCAAUCAGAGCAGGUUUCCUUCCAGUCACUGGUGGAAGAACUCCAGAAAGUGAUCCAUGAGAAAGACGGAAAAAUAAAAUCAGUGGAAGAACUCCUACAAGCUGAAAUCCUUAAAGUAGCCAGCAAGGAGAAGACUGUUCAGGCUUUGACACAGGAAAUAGAGGCUCUGAAAGAAGAAGUAGGAAAUUCCCAGCUUGAGAUGGAAAAACAGGUGUCGAUUACAUCACAAGUCAAAGAACUUCAGACUCUGUUGAAGGGGAAGGAAAAGCAGGUGAAAACCAUGGAGGCCUUAUUGGAAGAGAAGGAGAAAGAGAUUGUUAAGAAAGGAGAAUGGCUGCAGGGUCAGAAAGAUACGAUUGCACAAUUAACCAGUAAAGUUCAGGAGUUAGAACAACAGAACCUGCAACAGGUACAGCAGGUACCUGCUGCAUCCCAAGUCCAGGACCUGGAGAGCCUGUUGAAAAGGGAAGAAGAACAAAUGAAGAAGUUGAAAGCUGUAGUGGAAGAAAAAGAGAGAGAAAUUGCAAGCCAAGUAAAACAAUUGCAGGAUAUGCAAAAGGAAAACGAAUCUUUCAAAGUUCAAAUUCAAGAAUUGAAGCAGGAGAAUUGCAAACAGGCAUCUCUGGCUGUCCAAAGCGAGGAGCUUCUGCAAGUGGUUGCAGGGAAAUAGAAGGAAAUCACCAGCCUCCAAAACGAGCUCGCCUCUCAGAGAAAUGCUUUUGAGCAACAGAGGAAAAAGAACAACGACCUUCGGGAGAAAAACUGGAAAGCAAUGGAAGCAUUGGCAUCAACUGAAAAAUUGCUGCAGGACAAAGUGAACAAGACUGCCAAGGAGAAACAGCAGCAUUUGGAAGCUGCUGAGGUGGAGACGCGUGAACUACUCCAGAAGCUGUUCCCUAAAGUCUCUCUUCCUUCUAACAUGAGUCACAGUGAAUGGAUAUGUGGGUUUGAGAAGAUGGCUAAAGAAUACUUGAGAGAGGCUUCGGGAUCUGAAGACGUCAAGGAUACGGAACAGAAGCCGAAGGAGGCCGAGGAAGUGCACAUGCUGCAACUGGAGUGUGAGAAAUACAAAUUGGUUCUGGCGGAGACGGAGGGGAUUUUACAAAGGCUACAGAGGAGUGUGGAAGAAGAAGAAAGCAAAUGGAAGAUAAAAGUUGAAGAAUCACAGAAGGAACUUAAACAGAUGCGUUCUUCGGUCGUUUCUUUGGAGCACGAGGUGGAGAGGUUAAAGGAAGAAAUCAAAGAAGUCGAAACUCUUAAAAAAGAAAGAGAACACUUGGAAAGUGAACUAGAAAAGGCAGAAAUAGAACGAUCUACUUAUGUUUCAGAAGUCAGAGAGCUCAAAGAUCUGUUGACUGAAUUGCAGAAAAAACUUGAUGAUUCAUAUUCUGAAGCAGUAAGACAGAAUGAAGAGUUAAAUUUGCUGAAAACACAGCUAAACGAAACACUAUCAAAACUCAAAGUUGAUCAAAAUGAGAGACAGAAGGUAGCUGGUGACUUGCCCAAGGCCCAGGAGUCUUUGGCAUCUCUUGAGAGAGAAAUUGGGAAAGUUGUUGGGGAUGCCAACGUUAUCGAAAACAGCGAUGUUUGCACAGAGUCGGAAUUGACUGAUAAAAGACUAAAUGUGGCGGUGAAUCUUAACCAGGAUGUAGGUCAUCUCAAGAAGCUGCUCGUGUCAGUAAGCCAAAUGCUGUCAAAGGGACGAGAACACUACCAGCUAGUAGAAUGAAGUCACGGGGGAAUCGUUAAUUUGAGGAUAGCAGAAGGCAUUGUAUCAUAUUUUGCCAAAUUAAAGCCUUAUUUAUGUUUCACCCUUUCUACUUCGUCAGAAACACUGAACAGAGUUUUGUCUUUUCUAAUCCUUGUUAGACUACUGAUUUAAAGAAGAAAAACCCGACUCUGUAGACACCUCCAGAGUUUAGUUUUAUAAUAAAACCAAACCUGUUUGGAUAAUUAGACCUUUACAUUCCUGGAGAGACAGUAAACACAUAAUCUUUUAUCUUAUUUUGCUCAAUAAAACUUGUUCAGAAAACUCCAACGUGGUAAAGUCACCAAUGAGAUAUAACAUUUUAAUACUGAUGUUGUACACUGUUUUACUUAAUUACGUUUUUGGGAUUAGCUGCCUCUGACUUCAACCUCAAGUAAAACACUCCUUUUUUUUUGUUGGUUUUUUUUUGGUUGCUAAUGUAAUCAGUUUUUGUAAUGGUGUCAGCAAAUAAAGGGAUGCUAUUA
Messenger RNA from Tauraco erythrolophus (red-crested turaco), 3134 nucleotides. Lineage: Eukaryota; Metazoa; Chordata; Aves; Musophagiformes; Musophagidae. The record is from RefSeq and is a predicted model, not a curated record.